Molecule: messenger RNA, 459 nt
Organism: Paramecium primaurelia
Lineage: Eukaryota; Ciliophora; Oligohymenophorea; Peniculida; Parameciidae
Source: the annotation of a GenBank genome assembly
AUGUAAUAAUAUUCAUUGCCUCUUUUAAAGAAGCCAUUUAGACCUAUGAAAGAAAAUAUUAGACAUUCUUUAGAUACUUCAUCUUAUGUUAAGAUAAUAAAACAUACAAGUGAGGAAACUAGCUUUGCUAAUUAUGUUUUAAAAAAAUAGCAUGAAUUAGAAGUAGCUAUGCAAUAAGUUAUACAUCAACCAUAAAUAAAAAAUUCAUUUUCAAGACAUCUACCUAAGAUAUAAGAAUAACAAAAAACAUCUCCUUAUUUAAUUAGAGCAUUAGUAAAAAAUAGAUACCCAACGGAACCUGUAGAAUAGAAGAAGGAAAUAGAUUAGAUGAAAUCAAUGGACAUUCCAAAUCAUAAUAAAUUGGGAUUUGAAAAAUUUUCAAUAAAUUCAUUAGUGAGAUAAUAAUGUAGAAGGGUUAGAGUCAGCCCAAAUCGUAAACUUUUUACAAGUGUUUAGUGA